Molecule: messenger RNA, 372 nt
Organism: Eimeria mitis
Lineage: Eukaryota; Apicomplexa; Conoidasida; Eucoccidiorida; Eimeriidae
Exons: 3
Coding region: 1-372 (123 amino acids)
Source: RefSeq, a predicted model, not a curated record
AUGCGCAGCCCAACCUCUGCCUCCAUCGACGUUGUUCUAACCACGAAGGUGGCACCAACCUUCUACCUCUUUGCCGCAACGGAUACUGGCGGGCCUGUUACACCUAGGCGGGGUGGGCUUAGGCCCAACCUCUGCCUCCAUCGACGUUGUUCUAACCACGAAGGUGGCACCAACCUUCUACCUCUUUGCCGCAACGGAUACUGGCGGGCCUGUUACACCUACUAUGCCAUCGACACUCGCCGUUUCUGUUUGAAGGCAUGGAUCAAAGCGCUUGAAACAACAGAGUUCCAUCGGAGCGCCCACCAUAGCAUGUUCAAGGCCCUCCACUCGCACACAGCUGCAGACGACCACAAUGACAGGCUUCUAAUGUAA